AUGGUCCAUGAUGAACAUGAUGUUGACCGAAACGACCAUCAUUGUCUUGAUGAGGAUUAUGACCUCAACCAUUCUCUAACCGAGAGUGUUUUGAGCAUGGAGGAAGUGAAAAAGCUAGUUUAUCUGCAUGGUGCUUUGUGUGAAGUUCUGAGACUUUUUCCUCCUGUACCUAUUGAACGCAAGCAAGCAAUUGAAGCUGACACGCUUCCAAGUGGCCAUAGAGUUAACGCCAAUACAAUGAUAAUGUUUUCCUUGUAUGCAAUGGGGAGGAGUGAAGAGAUAUGGGGAAAAGAUUACUUGGAGUUCAAGCCUGAGAGAUGGAUAUCCGAGAGAGGAGAAAUUGCCUAUAUGCACCAGCUUACAAAUUCAUUGCUUUUAAUGCAGGACCAAGAAUCUUACCGUUUCCAAGUUGUGGAAGAUCAUGUUGCCACUCCAGGCCAUUCGAUCAUCCUUCUCAUGAAGAAUGGUUUGAAGGCUAGGAUACUGAAAAGACAAGUUUGA
This is a messenger RNA of Sphenostylis stenocarpa, 501 nucleotides long. The record is from the annotation of a GenBank genome assembly. NCBI's taxonomy places the organism in Eukaryota, Viridiplantae, Streptophyta, Magnoliopsida, Fabales, Fabaceae.